Messenger RNA from Cavia porcellus (domestic guinea pig), 3874 nucleotides. It is a transcript of the gene Npy2r, whose product is annotated as neuropeptide Y receptor Y2. The record is from RefSeq and is a predicted model, not a curated record. Lineage: Eukaryota; Metazoa; Chordata; Mammalia; Rodentia; Caviidae. Gene Ontology annotation, cellular component: plasma membrane; neuron projection. The transcript has 4 exons. Gene Ontology annotation, biological process: G protein-coupled receptor signaling pathway. Bases 312 to 1457 code for a protein of 381 amino acids. Gene Ontology annotation, molecular function: neuropeptide Y receptor activity; neuropeptide binding.
ACAGAAGCGCGCGCACCGGGAGGGAGCCCCUCCGAAAGGAGCAAAGCAGGAGACGCCCGAACUUCGGGAAGGCAGCGCUGCGCAGCUCGGGGAAGGACCCUGGGAGGCUGCGGCUUCCGGGGCUGAGGCGCUCGGAGCCGGUUUUUGCGCGCUCCGGGUCUGGACCCGCAGACGCCUACAAAGGGAGCGCGCAGCACCGGGUCCACACGGGCUCCGCUCCGGGGCGGCGGACAGCACUGACCUCCGCUCGGUCCAAGCGGCGAGGACGAGGUUCUUAUACUAGCUGUGGUCCAAGUGGAACUGUACUGGAAAUGGGCCCCAUAGGCACAGAGGCUGAUGAGAACCAGACAGUGGAAGAAAUAAAGGUGGAACCAUACGGGCCAGGGCAUACCACUCCCAGGGGAGAGCUGGCCCCUGACCCCGAGCCUGAGCUGAUCGACAGCACCAAGCUGACGGAGGUGCGGGUCGUCCUCAUCUUGGCCUAUUGCUCCAUCAUCUUGCUGGGAGUGGUCGGCAACUCCUUGGUGAUCCACGUGGUAAUCAAAUUCAAGAGCAUGCGCACAGUUACCAACUUCUUCAUCGCCAACCUGGCUGUGGCGGAUCUUCUGGUGAACACUCUAUGCUUGCCAUUCACGCUCACCUACACCUUAAUGGGGGAGUGGAAAAUGGGUCCUGUCCUCUGCCACCUGGUCCCCUAUGCCCAGGGUCUGGCAGUACAAGUGUCCACGGUCACCUUGACGGUGAUUGCUCUGGACCGGCAUCGGUGCAUUGUCUACCACCUGGACAGCAAGAUCUCCAAGCAAAACAGCUUCCUGAUCAUUGGCUUGGCCUGGGGCAUCAGCGCCCUGCUGGCAAGUCCCCUGGCCAUCUUCCGAGAAUACUCGCUGAUUGAGAUUAUUCCAGACUUUGAGAUCGUGGCCUGUACCGAGAAGUGGCCAGGGGAAGAGAAGAGCAUCUACGGCACUGUCUACAGCCUUUCCUCCUUGUUGAUCCUGUAUGUUUUGCCGCUGGGCAUCAUCUCUGUUUCCUAUGUCCGGAUCUGGAGUAAACUGAAGAACCACGUCAGCCCUGGAGCUGCGAAUGACCACUACCACCAGCGGAGGCAGAAAACCACCAAGAUGCUGGUGUUCGUGGUGGUGGUGUUCGCAGUCAGCUGGCUGCCCCUCCACGCCUUCCAGCUUGCUGUGGACAUUGACAGCCAGGUGCUGGACCUGAAGGAGUACAAACUCAUCUUCACAGUGUUCCACAUCAUCGCCAUGUGCUCCACCUUCGCCAAUCCCCUGCUGUACGGCUGGAUGAACAGCAACUACCGCAAGGCUUUCCUCUCGGCCUUUCGCUGCCAGCAGAGGCUGGAUGCUAUUCAGUCGGAGGUGUGUGUGACCGGCAAGGCUAAAACAAAUGUAGAAGUCGAAAAGAAUCAUGGAGCCGCUGACUCCGCCGAGGCCACCAAUGUCUAAGGACACGGUGUGGAAAGUUGAAGGUGAAUUCUGACCAGAGCCCUUGGUCUGGUUGUGGAAGGGUCACAGGUGUGUGCUGAUCUGGCCUUAAAGAGGGACAGCAUCCGAAUGGAAGCCCGGGCGGUGUCAUUCCUGGAAAACUGGGUGGCAGAAUCUAGGGAAAAUAUUUGCAUUCAAAGACAAGGUGACGAAGUGGCCCAGUGAUAGUGGCUUGGGUUAGGAUGGGUUAUGUGUGAAAGCAGAGAGGAACACUUGAUUCUUUUCCCAGUGUGAAGGAAACCUGAAGGAGCAAGUGCCCUUGUCAGCGCUGCCACAGCUGGGGUUUGAUUAGCAGCUCUGGGUGGCCCCCGGGACCUGCACUGGCUGCGGUGUGGCCGGCUCUGUCCUCCGAUGCCUACGAAGGCUGCUGAAUGCAAACCUUGCUUGCAAGCUGAUGGCUCUGCUGUGUGAUAUUUCGGUUUUCUUGUUCUUUUCAUACACAGAGUUCUAAAGUCAGUGCUCUUGGUAAACACUAUAUGACUAUAAUGACAUCAAGGGACAAGACAGAUGACUAAUAUUUUGGCAAAUCAUGGGGCGAAAUUCUUAAUAAUCAAUGAAUGUUCUAAAAUCAAAUGCAAGUAGUGAAAAUGUUUCUUUUAAACUCCGAAACAAAGGCAGAAGGUCUAGAAUUACAAAAAGUGUUAAUGGUUCUUGAGUUUAUUUUGAAUUCUUUGUUUUAUAUGAAUAUUAUUUAUAUAAUAGAUAAGCAACAUUGCAAAUUGUCAAAAUUUUAAAAUCUGUAUGAUUUCUGUUACUAUUCUUGUGUUGGAGUAGAGUUUGAGCUCAAAAUUAAAUCAGAUUAGGAAAUAAUUUUUGUGGUAUUUUGUAACAUUUUGUGGUUAUUUGUGUGCAGUUUUUCACACAGGCACACAGCUGUAAUAGCUUUAUGGUAUUCUGCAGUGUUAUUUUCUUUAGAAUUCAUUUUCCAUGGAUGCUUUCAUGAUAAACAAAACAUGAUUUCAUAAAAUGGUCCCAUCUGGUAAGAAAUAUUCAAAGCACUGGAUUCAAUCCAUUUUCCAAAUGUUCUGUUUCAAGCAAUUUCAAGUAAGUUAACUGUUUCCAAUGUAAUUAUAUUUUCUGGAUAAUGUGGAUAUAUACCUGUAAAUAAUAGAACAUAACUACUGUAAUAUUCUUUAAUGAUUUUAUGAAUAGUUUUUAUUUCACUAUUAUCCAAAGAUGCUUAAAACUCUAUUAUGUUUGUGAAAAAUAAAUGAGAUGUUAAAAUAGUUAUAUUAUGUUAGAUGCUUUAAAGAAGUUUCACUGUAGCUAUACUUUUGUAAAUACGAUAGAAUUUGCAAAUAUAUUCCUUACAUUUUAGUUAAAUUCAACCUUUUAUACUUAAUCAUCACAUUAAUGUUAUGAAUUGGAGGGCUUCAUUUUAAAGAUGGAUAUAUUUAAUAUUUAUAGUACGGCUCUUAUUAAAUUCCUUCUAUAUUAGAAAUAAAAGAUUGGUGUUGAACUGCAGUUUUGGAAUUAUGAAAAAGAGUGAAACAAUAAGAAAUAGAAUUAGUGGAAGAGAGGUUAGGAAAUCGAUAAAAAUGUGUAACUGUAAAAUAUUGAAGAAUUUAUUUUGUUGCUGGAUUCAACAUAACUAAGAAGCUUUUUUAAAAAAAAUUUUAUUUAAGAGGAAAAAGAGAAAAACACAAAACAAAACAAAGCGGUGUAAGGGUACACGUAAUACAGAACUACAAAAAAAAAAACAUAACAGUAAGAAAUCACCUGUUAAUAGAUUACAUAUUAUCGUCUUGGAAAUAGUUGCUCAAAUCACAGUAUCAAAGAAUACAAAGUGGACUUCAAACAGAGAGACUGCAAACAGCUGCGUUCAAUGAUCCAAAAACAUUAAUAUAGUCAGCCAUUUAACACCCUCAAACACACUUGCUGUUAUAUCCGUUAGAGCUCUUUUUUUUUCCCCUCUCUUUUUUACAACAAAAUUUACACAUUUUGGAUUUUAUUACUCCUUAGUUCUUAUUACUUUUUUGGGGGGGAGAGAAUACAGUCAAAUAUGGCAAAACAAAGCUGUCAGUCAAAACCAAGGAUAGACAUAGCACAUGAUGUAGAACAGAGUACAAGGUUAUCAACAAUGGUUAUCAACGUUGUCUCUUGUUUCCAACUAAGAAGCUUUUUGUCUUUAACACAGCAGUUGCUUUCCUUCAGGUAUCAGCAGAAAACUGUAGUUAAGCUUUUAUCCCCUUGCAGAAGUCGUUACCUGCAGGGAGUGUGCAGACUGCUUUCCGCUGUGAUAUAUGGAAUGGGUGUGAAGUUAUGACUCUGUUAGCAUAUGUCUGAUCCAAUUAACUGCGUCAGUUUACUAAAAGUAACUUUUCAUGUAUUGCUUUAAAUGUUGAAAUAAAGAAAUAAAGAAAAUUCAGGAAAUUCAA